Molecule: messenger RNA, 2154 nt
Organism: Nannospalax galili (Upper Galilee mountains blind mole rat)
Lineage: Eukaryota; Metazoa; Chordata; Mammalia; Rodentia; Spalacidae
Gene: Slc52a2
Product: solute carrier family 52 member 2
Exons: 5
Coding region: 528-1883 (451 amino acids)
Biological process (GO): riboflavin transport
Cellular component (GO): plasma membrane
Molecular function (GO): riboflavin transmembrane transporter activity
Source: RefSeq, a predicted model, not a curated record
UGGGACUUCCGCGACGGGACAGCGAGUCCUGCGGGUUCUUGAGCGUCCUCAUACAUCCAGCCUUGCGGCCGGGAUCGGGCGGUGUUCCGAGCCAGGCGGCCCACUCUCUGUACUAGAAGGCGGGUCGCUGGGCGGGCAGCGCGGGGCCCACGCCCCUGACGCCAAGGCUUGGCGCCGGAGCCCUGGGUGGUCAGCUAGCCACGCCCACGCCUUCAGAUCCAGCCACUCCCACAGGCCUCGCCCCUUAAGUGCCCGCAGCCCGAAGUUCGCGGUAGCCUGGGGUGGUUUGCCAGCGCUGGUCCUCCGCCAGCCGCGGAGUCAGCUCCUGCGCUGGUCCUCUCCCCUGGAGCCAAGCUUUGGGCCGGAUUCUUGCUCCUCCGCUUGCUGGCCUUGCUGUGUGGGGUCCCGGCGUGGGCUUUUUGCUCGAAGAGGUCUGGCUCCCAGAAGAGCUAGAGAAGCUUAGGAACUAGGUGGGGAAAGAGAGAGCAGUUACCUUCGCCUUGCCCUGGAGGGUCCCCCUUGACCUAAUGGCAGCACCUCCGCUGGGCCGACUGGUGCUGACCCAUCUACUGAUGGCCCUCUUCGGCAUGGGCUCCUGGGCUGCGGUCAACGGGAUCUGGGUGGAGCUGCCGGUGGUGGUGAAAGUGCUGCACGAGGGUUGGAGCCUCCCUUCCUACCUCUCUGUGCUUGUGGCGCUGGGGAACCUGGGUCUGCUGGUGGUGACCCUGUGGAGGCGGCUGGCCCGUGGCAAUGACGAGAGGAUCCCCAUCCGGGUGGUACAGGGCCUGAGCAUAGUGGGCACAGCCCUGUUGGCCCCUCUGUGGCACCGUGAGGUCCUUGUGGUAGGACAGCCCCACUCCGUGGUCUUCCUAACCCUGACAUUUGUACUGGCACUGGCCUGCUGUGCCUCUAAUGUCACUUUUUUGCCCUUCCUGAGCCACCUGCCACCUCACUUUUUACGAUCUUUCUUCCUGGGUCAGGGCCUAAGUGCCUUGCUGCCCUGUGUACUGGCCCUGGCACAGGGGGUGGGCCGCCUUGAGUGCCUGCCUGAGUCUGUCAAUGGCACUAAUGACACCACUGGGCCUCCCAUCAAGGUGUCCCCGGUCAAUUUCCCUGAGCGCUUUUCUGCCAGUACUUUCUUCUGGGCACUGACUGCCCUUCUGGGCACUUCAGCUGCUGCCUUUCAAGGUCUCUUGUUUCUACUGCCAUCACCAGCAUCCGUACCCACAGAGGGCUCAGCUCAACAGGUGGGAACACCAGGAACAGAGGAGGAAGAGGAAGAGGCCUUGCCAUUACAGGAGCCAUCCAGCCAAGUGGCAGGCACCACUCCCAGUCCAGACCCUAAGGCCCAUAAGCUGUUUUCUGCCCGAAGUGCCUGCCUACUGGGGCUGCUGGCUGUCACCAAUGCACUGACCAACGGUGUGCUGCCUGCUGUGCAGAGCUUUUCCUGCCUGCCCUAUGGGCGCCUGGCCUACCACUUGGCUGUGGUACUGGGCAGUUCUGCCAACCCCCUUGCCUGCUUCCUGGCCAUGGCUGUGCUAUGCAGGUCCCUGGCAGGGCUGUAUGGUCUCUCUCUGCUGGGCAUGCUCUUUGGAGCCUACCUGAUGACACUGGCAGUCCUAAGCCCCUGUCCUCCUCUGGUGGGCACCUCUGCAGGUGUUGUCCUUGUGGUCCUGUCAUGGGUGCUGUGUGCAGGCGUGUUCUCAUAUGUCAAGGUGGCGAUCAGCUCCAUGCUGCACAGUGGGGGACGGCCGGCAUUGCUUGCAGCUGGUGUGGCUAUCCAGAUGGGGUCUCUGCUUGGUGCCACUGCCAUGUUCCCUCCCACCAGCAUCUAUCGUGUAUUCCACAGUGGAGAGGACUGUGUGGACCAGUGUGGCCCUUGAGCCUGGGCAUAUGAGACUUACUCCAUCUCACUUGUCCCUACCUGGAGGCUGUCACAGUGCCUGUCAGGUCCUUUGGCCCAGGGUGGCUUCCCUACUGACCAACACACUCAUGGAUACUGUACACUCCACAAGAGACCUGGCUUUUUAGAAAAGGCCAGUGUGAGGACCAAAGAGCAGGCCUAGAACCUUGGACAGAUUGGGGCUGUGGCCUUCACCCUGGGACCUUCGUGAGAUUUGCACAAUAAAGCAUCUUUAUUCAGUGGGUUGUUAA